AUGCCGAAAGACGACUCGAAAAACUAUCGGCAUGAUGCCGCAGCCUCCGGAUCUGCCGCAGCAAAAGACGACGAUGACACCAAGGAUAAACCCAAAAAGGUGCUCCGUGCGUGCGACGCUUGCCAUCAUCGUCGAGUGCGUUGUAAUCACAACAAUCCUUGCAAAAAUUGCAUCCGUCUCAACAUCAACUGUACUUGGAUCAAAGCAUCCAAAGGCAAACAGGCGUCGGGCCGACGUAUCGAUCUCCUUCGAAAAGGGCACAACCCGGCUGCUGCCGACCUACCUCAUUCGCCAUCCAAUGCUCGGCCGUUGAGCGAUCAGCAUGCUCCGAUGACAGCACCCAGUCCGUCCGGCUUACGUGUCAUUUUGCCGCCACCGGGAGGAGCCGGACCGCCUGCCUCGCACUCGCACUCGCCUCGUCACUACGCGCCACCUUCUGGAAGCUCUGCGAUGAGCCCGCCAGGUAUGCCUGCCAGCGCUGGUUCGCCUUCCUCGAUGAUGGGAUCCAGUUUCUACCCUCGCGAUGCUCCGCCCAUCUCGUCAAGGAACUCGUACGGUGGUGGUGGUUAUGGCAGAUACGAUGCCAACGUUGGUGGUCCUUUUCCUCCUGGUGCGCCUGGUUCUGCUCAUCAUCCUUCACCUUCUUCGCACUGGUCCAGUCCCUCUUCGCGCUCGCCCGGACAUCGAUACCCUUCGCAUGGCGGAUACGGCCAACAAGAAUACCCAUCGUCGAACAUGCCUCCCUCGACCUCUUCUUCGUCCAGCCACCACCAGCAUCAUCAAGGAUACCGGCCGCACCUUUCGCCAUCGCACGCCUACUCGCAGCACCAGAAGUACCAGCAGGUCCCACCUCAUCACGCAUCUUCCGGUGCGCCUCCACCUCCUCAGCGUCACCCAUCGAACGCCAGCCAAGGCGCGGCGCAAGCGUCAGGCUCCAACCUCGGCUUUGCGCCUUCCGAGUCGUUCUCAGAAGGUCUAGCUGGCUCUUUCUCCGAGCUUGCACCCGAUGUCGCCGCUAGCCUUCGCCUGCCUGGCUUCGACACUUCACUCGCCGACUCCUACCUCAAUCCGCAAGAGGGCAGCGAUCGUCGCCGCAAUGUCCUUCUCGAAAUGAAUGCAGGUUGCAUGCCCAUGGAUGGCCCAAGCAACACCGGCAACGGAAUGGCCGGACAGCCCAACGGCCACAGCGGCAGCGGCAGCAACAACUACGACCCCUACAACAACGGCAGACAAACCUUCCUCGACGUUCUCGGUCAAAACAGCCAACUUCUUGGCGGCCCUUCCUCCACUCCUGGCUCCGUCACUUACAGCGAACCAGAUUUCAACAGCAACGAACCUCAUCCGCUCUCCGACUCAGUACUAAUCCCAAGCAUUGCCAUCUUCUUCGAGCGUCUUCAAUCGAUCAUGCCUGUUUUCACCCGUGCUUGGAUCUUUGGUAAGAUUGACAGGGGAGAGCAUCGCACGGAUCCACAGCUGGGGGCGAUGUUGAUUGCGCUCAGUGCAUUUGCGCUUUGUCAGCCGGUCGAUUCGGCGGAUCCGGUCGACAGUUCUUCGCGCAAGCGAAGGGUGAGGCGACUGUUGGAGGAGUCGGUCAAAAUGAGAAACAGUGCGCUGUUGGGUAGUCAUCCGUCGUUGGAGGCUAUCAUGUGCUCCUUCUUUAUCUUUGGAACGCUGUUUGGGCUGGGAGAGGAGAACGCAGCUUGGUUCAGGUUGCGUGAGGCUGUCACGCUGGGAUACUUGCUCAGGAUCCACGAGACAUCUUCGUACGAGCAUAUGUACAAAGACGAACAGGAGAGGAGGUUGCGAGCGUAUUUGCUGUUGGCAAUUACGGAGAGAGCUUAUGCUAUUCAGUCCGGUUCAUCGAUUACGUUUAGGGGUAACCCGAGAAAGGCAACUGACUCGAUCCGACGAAAGUUCGACGUAGCACAGUUGCAAGACUUCCCCAACUUGCAGAGCAGGCUGUUCGAUGUGGUGGAUGAGAAGUUCGUCGAUUGCUGGAAUAUGAAAUGCCCUGGUCCGGGAUGUGACUAUUUGGAUGCCAAGCGAGCUGUUCAGUUGCAUAGGGCGAUCAAGGAGAGUGACGAGGAUGAACAGAAGGAGAAAGAGUCUUUCUAUUGUGAUAGAGCUUCUUCUUCCGGUGCUGUGCGAAAGGAGAGCUCCUACCACAGGCAUCAUUCUUAUGGUGGAAACUCUCACUUCUCGGAGAGCGGGACGAAGAUGGAGGAUCCAAGCAGCAACGGAGGUCAUGGGAGCAAAUCUGAUUGGGAUAAGUCGAAAGUUCAGAAAGCUGAUGUAGAGGUUACUCGACAAUGGUUACUGAAUCGACUUUGGAUGACUUGUCGGAGUCAUGGGUUGCUUACAGCUGAUGCACCCGAGGAACCUUUGCGGAUCGACUAUUCGAUCGAUAUCGCCCGUGAGACGCUACGCGUAUGCAACUCCCUCUCCCUCCGAUCUAUGGAAGCUCACGGUAUCGGUCUUACACGCAAACUCAACGAUAUCGCUCAAACCCUAGUCAUCGUCUGUCGUGACUACCCAGCAAUAGCCAUGUCAGUCCCGUUCGAAGGUGAUCCGAUCAAAACAGACCCAACUCUCUUUGGGCCGUACUUUGGUCCCUCCCCACCUACAGAUGGAUCUCAACACCAAAGCCCGCCCAGUACAGACCACCCGAUCGAUCAUCCAUCAAACAACUCGGCGGGGACGGCAGGAACAACAACUUUAGGUGUCGUACCCUUGGACAAAGCCUUUUCGCCAAGCUAUGCGAUCGAGGCGAUCCUACACAAGUAUUUGGAUAUCUUCAAGAGGUUCAGAGGUGGUGAUCAUCCCUAUUUGCCGCAGUUGGUGGAGGCGGUAAAGGAGUUACCGAAGAUGGCCGAGUUGAGCUUUGACAGGUUCUUGAGGGAGAUGGGGUUGUUCUAG
Ustilago hordei is the source of this 2916-nucleotide messenger RNA. RefSeq lists its product as uncharacterized. Gene Ontology annotation, molecular function: DNA-binding transcription factor activity, RNA polymerase II-specific; zinc ion binding. Gene Ontology annotation, biological process: regulation of DNA-templated transcription. The transcript has a single exon. The record is from RefSeq and is a predicted model, not a curated record. Lineage: Eukaryota; Fungi; Basidiomycota; Ustilaginomycetes; Ustilaginales; Ustilaginaceae. The coding region runs from base 1 to 2916 and encodes 971 amino acids.